GGCGGGCGGGCCCUCCUUUACGCACAUUCCAGACUCCUCCUUUCUCCCGGUUGCGUACGCCGCCCGAGAGCAGCGUGGGGCUGCCGAGCGAUCUACCCAUAUGGGUCAGGCUGAGGGGCGGUGAAGCAACUCGGGCACUUUCCCAGGGAUGAGUCAGAGGACGGCGGGAUCGGCCUGACGGGGCGCAGGCCGGCCAUGCAGCGGCAGCCCGAGCCCUCUUCAGUCGCGUGCUUCCCGGCGCCGAGGUGCCAGGAGGAGCAAUCGCCGAAGCGCUCCGCUGCCCCGGACUCUCCGCCUGGGCGGCUCGGCCCCCUGCACCCUUCGCGGUGCCGGCAUCGCUAGCGCCUUCGCCUUCCUUUAUGGAUCCCAGAGAAGCCCAGGACGGGAGCAGCCCGGAGCUGGGCCGGAGGAGGCAGCUGAGCGUGGGGGAGCUGUGCUCGCUCUUCGAGGCUCGCUGCGCGAUGGCCAGCCGGCAGCUGCCCGAGCCUGCCCGGAAGAGCUGCCGUCCCCGCAACGGGGUGCUGCAAGCGGUUAUCCCGCAGCUGACCGUCACUUCGGAGGAGGACGGCGGAGAGGCGCAGCGCAGCCCUGCCAUGCUGCCUCCCGCGGAGCCCAACGGUGCCUGGCUGACCACGGACAGCUCGCUGCACCUGCUGCAAUCCUCCAGGCGGCUCUCGACGUCGUCGCUCUCCUCCACGGGCUCGUCGUCGGUCUUCGAGGACUCCGAGGAUGACCUGCUGAGCGACACGGAAGGCAGGAGCCAAGGGAUCGUUCACUUGGAGCACGGCGAGGAGACGCACCAGAAAAAGGCAUGGCAGACAAUAAAGACAAUUGUCAAUUUGCCAGUCAUCAGUCCCUUCAAAAAGCGAUAUUCUUGGGUGCAGCUGGCUGGUCACACUGGAAGUUUUAAAGCAGCCGAUGCUGGGACGAUUCUGAAACGCCACUCUGAGAAUGAGGAGAAGUGCUUUGAACAGCUGAUGAAAGAUUCACUGCAUUCCUGUGUCCCUGUCUUCCAUGGUGUGGUGGAGAGAGAUGGCGAGUCCUAUUUACAGUUGGAUGAUCUUCUAGCUAAUUUUGAAGGGCCUUGUGUGAUGGAUUGUAAAAUGGGAGUCAGGACAUAUUUGGAGGAAGAAUUGACUAAAGCACGAGAAAAACCGAAGCUCCGUAAAGAUAUGUAUAAGAAGAUGAUAGAUGUGGACCCUUUGGCACCCACUGCUGAAGAGAACACACAGCAUGCGGUGACCAAACCUCGGUACAUGCAAUGGAGGGAGACCAUCAGCUCCAGUGCUAGCCUGGGUUUCAGGAUCGAAGGGAUAAAGAAGGCUGAUGGGACUUGUAAUACCAGCUUCAAGACAACAAAGACACGAGAACAAGUUUUCCAGGUUUUUGUGGAAUUCAUUAAGGGAAACACAACUAUAUUGAAAAAAUAUUUAAAGCGUCUGCGUGAAAUUCGUGGCAUCCUUGAGUCUUCUGUCUUCUUCAGGCAACAUGAGGUAAUUGGAAGUUCACUGUUAUUUGUGCACGAUGAAAGUGAACAUGCCAAUGUGUGGCUCAUUGAUUUUGGAAAGACUACCUUUCUUCCAGAUGGGCAAAUCUUGGACCACAGAAUUGCUUGGCAAGAAGGGAACCGGGAAGAUGGAUAUUUAUUUGGACUGGACAAUUUAAUUGAUAUCUUAGAAAGUAUGUUGGAGAGAUGAGAAAUACUAACAUGAAGUUGCUAACUUUUCUAGAAUUGCUCCCUCCGAAGCCUUUUAAAAUUCUUCCAGAACCUUGGAGGUGUCCAGAAUAUGGAAGACUUCAGCAAAAAAGAUGUAAUUCCUAACCAACCAUGAAACCUAAACAGUUCAGAAGCUAACAUUGAAUGCACCAAGCAAACAUAAGAUUUAUGCAAGAAAUAGGAUGAUUGUGAACAUUUGGAUGAUGAUCAGAACAUUUGCUUACAUGUGAACCAACUAAUUCAGUAUUGCUGUUUAUUGACCUUGGGCUUAGAGUAAAUAUAUAUAUAUAUAUAUCAGAGAUCUCCUUCAAAGAAGAAAUCUUCAAAACCAACAAGCAGGCUUCCCUCCUUUCUCCAGCGUUUACACUGUAAAUAUUCCCGUGUUUGCAGAUGUGCAACACAUCUUGGAACUUGGUGCAGAAUAUAUAGAUUCAUAGUUUUCCUUUUUUUAAAAAAAAAUAAAUACUCUAGUUUCUAUUCUUGUACAGGAAAAAAAAAAUGAAAAUAUGCACAGAAUGCUGCUGAAGCUUCAGAAACCAAAUGGUAUCUCAUAGACAAUGCAAGAAUUUACUCUUGAUCCUAGCCUCACAGUCUAACUUUCUCUUUCUUUGCUAAGCCAUGUUUCCCUUGAAUUAGCUUUUUUUCCUUCCCAUUCCUGCAAAAAUAUUAUGCACUUUGUCAGUACAACUACCCCUUCCAAACACUGAAUACCAAAUUAACCUGUUUAACUUGCUCACGUCUAAGUAGAUAGAUUUUUAAAUUGCCAUAUAUAUAAAAAACUCUGGGUAUAAUUGACAUAAAACCAAUGUGUGCAAAGGACAUGAAUAGCCAUAUUUAUUCUGUUUCAGAAUUAGUGAGUAACUGUCUCUGUGUGUUUGACUCUCUCUGCUAGAGAUGCUGAACAAUUCUAAAAGCUAAAAUGUUGGUUCUCAUUUAAAGAGUUUGGUUUGCAUUAAUCUAAUUGCAUUAAUGUUUCUAAUUGCUAACAUGUUUAAAAAUAGCCUGGGACUGAUUUUAAGGCUCCUAAAUUUAAGAUUCUUGUAAUCCAAGAAAUUGUAGAGACAAAGAAGAGCCAUGUAUUUUAAGAUAUUUAGCUUCAGGAUAAAUUCAGUGUGUGUGAAUACAGAAGUGACACCUAAUCAGUCACUAUGUAUUUGAAUAUUUGUGGGAUCCUACUUUAAUGACUCAGUUUAUGAAAUGAAACAAUUAUUAAUUUAUCUAGUUGACACAGAUUUUUUCCCCCACAUCCAGGGACUAAAUCUUCAGCCUUGUCACUCAGCGAUAAAACAGUUUAAUCACCAAGUGGCUUCCUCACUUUGCACUUCUAUUUGGGUCUACUAGCAGGCUUUUGAAGGUAUAAGGGAAAAAUUAUCAAGCAGAAAGUUUGUGUUUCAGGUUUUUGAUAUUUAGGCUUUGUGUUAAAAAUCCACUCGGUACAUCAGUUAAAUCUGGUAUAUUUAAUUGAUUGAUUGGAUAAAGGCUUAGGAAGUGAAUUUAACAAAAGAGAAACCUUGCAAUAUUAAUUCUUGGUUCUUGUUUUUUUUUUUUAAUUUGAUUUAUAUGCCACCCUUCUCCGGAGACUCAGGGCGGCGUACAAUGCGUUAAGCAAUAGCCUUCAUACUUUUUGUAUAUUUAUACAAAGUCAGCUUAUUGCCCCCACAAACUGGGUCCUCAAUUUACCUACCUUAGAAAGGAUGGAAGGCUGAGUCAACCUUGAGCCUGGUGAGAUUCGAACUUACAGUAAUUGCAGACAGCUGGUGUUAAUCACAGUGCUUUCAGUCUGCUGAGCCACCAGGAUUUGAGAUAGGCUUGAAGUCACACUGAUCAAAAAUUAAGACAAGCUGAUUUUACAGAGUAUAUUCCCCCUGUUUGCUACAGUCUAGCCAUAUAAAUUCAAUGAUUAUGUGACCUAACAUUUACCCUGUGCUAUUGUGAUUCAAGGCUUUGUGUGUGCUUGCUUAGAGUUCUUUUAGGCCCUAUAGCAAACCUGAAGAUAUCUUCUCUUCAAUAAUGGAGGAAGAAAAAGUAGUCCUUCUAUACCAGUUGGGUGACCAUCCUACCUCUGUGGCUCCAUUUCUGUGGCCUUCUCUAUAGUUCCGUAGCAUGUUAGUGUCAUCUUAAUGGCUAGAGCUGCCAAAAUACUUUUCAGCUUUUCAAAUAUCUGAGGCUAAUUUUUGUUUGACAUAGUAUUUAAUUUCCUUUUCUCCAUAAAACAGUAGAGGAUAACCUUUCUCAUCCUUAGGGACUUCACUAAGUAGGCAAGGCUGAAAAUGUGACCCAGUUUUCUGGUUUUAGAAUGAAAAUGGCAUUUACUUCUUCCCUUAAAGUUCUAAGACUUUAAGGAAAAAAAUAAUAUUGUCCUGAUGUUUUGGUUGGUCCAGGAGAGGAUAUUAAGGAGUAACAUUAAUUUUAAAAAAUGGGCUUAAAAUUCAGUCCCACCCACCUUGGGAGGUUCUGGAGACUACACAUUUUUAAAUGCUAGAGCCCUGUGUUUUUUCUACUCUUCAUGUAGUCCGGGGUCCCCAACCCUCCCAGUCCAUGGACUGGUACCGGGCCACGGCAUGCCAAAACCUGGGCUUCACAAACAAGUGAAGCCCCAUCUGCUGGGUGCAGGCAGCAGGUGAAACCCUGCCCCCUCUGGUCCGUGGAGAAACCUCCCUCCAUGGAAUUGGUCUCUGGAGCCCAAAAGGUUGGGGACCGCUGCUGUAGACAGUCUGAUGAGCAUUAAUAUAUAAAAACGGCCUCCCAUUUGCUUGUCAGUUUCAGCAGAUUCACAAGUCAGUUUCAGCCAUUCUUUAAUUCUUUCAUCUCCAUGUCUCUUUGGGUCUAAUUUCAGAAUGGAUGAGAUGAUAUAACAUUUUGCUAUUCCAUUGUGCAAAAAAUCUAGAAGGCUCUGAUGUACACUAAAAAGCAGAUAAAUAAAAUAAACCCACACUUAUAGAUAAAUCCUUGUUCAAUAAAUUGAAGCCGUCCCAGCAAUACAACCGUCAUUAGGUUGAAGAAUUCAAAGUUGCUGUUCACAGUUUUUAAACUUUCAUAGCAACCCCUGAGUGUAAUGUGAGAAUCUUCUGACAUAACUAAUUUUAAAUUAAACUUAUAAUUGGCCAGAAUUUUUUAAAAUGGCUACUAAAUAUAUUUUUGUAUGUGUAGAUUAUUUUUUUAAAAAUAGGUCUUAUUAAGUUAUCUGGAUGUAGAAUUUUGUGUAAUAAUUAGAUAUGGGAUUGGAAAUUAUGAUUUGGAACAAAAUUAUUUAAAAAUGUAUUUCAGCCUAAAAGUUAUUUAGUUUUUUUAAAAAUGAAAACAUCUCAUUUAUAUAUUGCUACUUCUUAUACAUAUUGAGAAAGAGCUCAGGACACCAGAAAGUUUUAUAAUAAAUUUUGUCUGUGAUUUUCCAUUCCAUUUUCAAAGCAUUCCAAGCCUAUCCUUUCCCCAAAGCCCCUUUCUUCAGUUCCUUCCAUCAUGAGCCAACAAUGCUUAACUCUUUCUUGGGGAUGAGGCAGGAGCAUGGCAGGCAGCUGCUCUUCAAUUGAAAAGUGAAGAAUGAAAUCAAUGAAUAAAAUCUGCAUUUUAGCUGCCUCUGAAAAAAAAAAGGGCAGUCCGGAAUUGCCAAGCUCUGCAAUGUUGUUGUUUGAAAUGCAUCCUAGCCAGGUUAUAUGUCAAGGGUAUGUCCAGAUGCAGAUAUGUUGUAACACUAUCAUGGAGGUAGGACUUCAUGGAACUAGAUAGCAAAAGUGGCUUUGGAAUAAUUUUGUUUUCAUUUUCUUUAGACUAGGGUUUUCCAAAUGAUGGAUUGUUAGAGGGAUAUGCAGAUGGUAUCUUGGUGCACUCCAGGUGUUUAAGAUUAUGCAUUUCAAUAUUUUUGGUUAAUUCCAAACAACUGGAAGAAGUUAAUAAGAAUUUUGGUUGAAAACAUCUAUGGUCACUAUGAUGCCAACUCCUAGUAGAGGUUUCAAGGGAAGAGUUUAAAAUAGAAUCUUGUCAUGUUUUAUCUUGAGUGUCGUGGUAGAUAACACUAUAAAGGCAAGCUCCAUAUAUCCACCUUCCCCCCCCGAAAAUGUUUUAGUUAACCUCCGGUUUUGAUUUUGAGAGUUUAGAAAUACUUUGGUAUUUCUCUGUACUUACGUAUAGAGACUCUCCUUCUCUCCCUUGUAUAAAUUUUGCAUCUGGCAAUCUCUUACCUGCUGUUGUCUGUUCAAAGGGUCACUGAGUUUUUGUUGCCUUCUGCUUUUUUUUUUUAAUCAUUACCCUAAAUUGCCUCUCCAUCUAAUUUCUGAUAGCCAAUCUGUAGAUCCUGACUAGUUAUUGCUCAGGCUACAGACAUAUAAUAAUACACAAAGGAUAGCUUUUGUCUUUUCUAAUUUCUCUUCUUUGUAUCCUGAUCUUUGCAAGCUCUCCUUGGUAGGUUUGGUCUACCAUAUAUGACCAUAAUUAUCUUCUCUGGUGCCUUUUAGCUGUUUUAUUAAAAUGUGGUCUUUAGGGCUAUCUAGGAGAAACAGAUAGUUCCUAAAAAGAUCCUGAUCAAGGAAAUUUUAUGAAAUACGUUUCGCCCCCCCCCCCCCCCCCUUUAAAAGAAACAGCUGCCAUAAGUUUCAGUGGGGAAAAUGACACACUGAAAAUUACUUCAAAUUCAGUGCCACAAACAUUUACCUCUCCUUACACUUUCCAAGAAAUAUUUCUUUCUCUACUUCUUUAAAAAGUAGACAUGCUUUUCACACAGGGUUGUUGUGGGACUCCAUAUGUUGUUGUGAUGCAUUUACUUAGGAGCUGAAAGGAAAAGUGCAAUAUAGAGAAUGGCAAAUAAUUUUGUACUUAAAAGAGUUUUACAAUCCAUUGAGAAUUUAGAGUUGUGGAUUUGAAAUAGAAAAAGCUGGAUCCUCUCCUGCUGAAUUCUAUGAAUCAUUCAUGAUGAGAAAUUAUGCUUUCAGAUAGCCAAGUUGACUUUAACUACAACUCUAGUUUUAUUACUACUAGCAUACAAAGAGUUUUUCAUUUAUAGACAAUGUUGUGCCAAACACUACAGUGUGAAGAAUUUGGGUAUCCUAAUUGUAUGGGUUUAAGAACCUGAGUAGUCAAAAUGUGCUAUAACAAAUAAAUAUAAUUAAAAACAUGUUCAUUAAUUUUUUAAUGUU
Molecule: messenger RNA, 6846 nt
Organism: Pantherophis guttatus
Lineage: Eukaryota; Metazoa; Chordata; Lepidosauria; Squamata; Colubridae
Gene: ITPKA
Product: inositol-trisphosphate 3-kinase A
Biological process (GO): phosphatidylinositol phosphate biosynthetic process; inositol phosphate biosynthetic process
Cellular component (GO): nucleus; cytoplasm
Molecular function (GO): inositol hexakisphosphate kinase activity
Source: RefSeq, a predicted model, not a curated record